AUGCUGUUCCAGGAAAACGUGCUGCCGUCGGAUGCAGAAUGCGAGCGAAUGCUGCAGGAGUUUGCCCGAAUCACCCGAACCGAUGAGGCUUGCGCGCACUUCUUCUUGCAGGACUUCAACUGGCAGCUCCAGGCGAGUGCUUCGUUUUGGCUCAGACAAACGCUGCUCGUGGCAUGUGCAUUCGUUAACAAAUUUGUUCCGGCACUGAACCGCUUUUUCUCGUACGCGGAGCAGGAUGAAGCAGAGCGCGCCACGGCCAAGCUGACCCCGCCACAGAAGGCACGAACCGCCGACAAAUUUACCAUACUGUCCUGGAAUGUGGAUGGCCUCGAUCUACGAAGCAGCACCGCCCGUUUCACCGCCGUCUGUUACACCAUCUCGAAGGUCGGACCAGAUGUUGCGUUUCUUCAAGAGAUGACUGCCGAAUUGGUGCAACAGGUGAACCGCAAUCUGGGCGGCGAAUACAACAUUCUUGUUGCAACCCCAGUGGAGCCAUAUUUCACCGUGGUGCUAAUGAAGCCGGAUAUGCCGUUAAUUUCGCACAACGUUGCCCGUUACGAGAAGUCCGGGAUGGGCAGAUCGAUGCAGCUCGUUGAGAGCUUCACGAACGGCCGCAGGCUGUUGCUUCUAAAUACGCACCUGGAAAGCAUGAAAGAGCAUUCGGACGUACGCAGAUCGCAGAUACAGGAAUGCUAUAACCAGCUGAAGCAGUGGGAUGAUGGGAAGAGCAUUAUCAUUUUUGGAGGGGAUCUCAAUGCUCGCAAUGAUGAAAUUGGUGAACUUCCUGAGGGAUUCAAGGACGCAUGGGUGGCUGCCGGAUCCGACUCGAGAUACACAUUCACGUGGGACACGCUACGCAAUGAUAAUAGAGCAACAGGGCGCGGUCGUUGCCGUUUCGACCGCAUUUUCUACAACAGGUGCUUGUUGCUGUUCUUUUUUUUUUUCACUGGUCACUGCAAAGAACCUUCCAGUGUUUGCUACAAGUGCCUAAAGCCAGUUAAUAGAUUUUGA
Molecule: messenger RNA, 1011 nt
Organism: Gongylonema pulchrum
Lineage: Eukaryota; Metazoa; Nematoda; Chromadorea; Rhabditida; Gongylonematidae
Source: the annotation of a GenBank genome assembly